AUGGCUCGUUCGUUUCGAAGUUCUGCUUUGAUCCUAAGUGUUUGUGUUUCUAUUUCUCUAAUCUUACCGGUAAAUUCACAGACAUGCGCAAAACAGACUUUCACGAACAACAAGUUAUACGCCAACUGUUUAGACCUCCCUACACUCACCUCCUACCUUCAUUUCACCUACAAUUCCACAAACGCAACUCUCUCAGUCGCCUUCUUUGCUUCUCCUUCAAAAGCCAACGGAUGGGUUGCAUGGGCUAUAAAUCCCAAGGUUCCAGCCAUGGGUGGGGCCCAGGCACUGGUGGCGUUCAAGGACUCCAGGGGUGUUAUGACCGUCAAGACCUAUAAUAUCAGCUCGUACACGCUUGAUUCGGUGGUGCAGUCGAAGCUGGCUUUUGAUGUGUGGGACACGCGCGCCGAAGAGGAGAGAGGGGUGAUGAGGAUAUUUGCCAAGAUUAAGGUACCGGCUGAGUUGGCGGCGAAGGGGACGGUGAAUCAUGUGUGGCAAGUGGGGCCAAGCGUGGAUGCUGCUAAGAGCGUGUUGACACCGCAUGAGAUGGGUGGUCCUAAUUUGAAUGCUAAAGGGACUUUGGAUUUGAAUGGAGGACACAGUGUCAGCACUGGUGGUGGUGUGGAUUCCAGGACGAAAAGGAAAAACAUUCAUGGGAUACUGAAUGCUGUGAGCUGGGGAAUCCUGUUUCCACUUGGAAUUAUAAUAGCAAGGUAUCUGAGGACUUUCCAGUCUGCAGAUCCUGCAUGGUUUUACCUUCAUGUUUCUUGUCAGGUCUCCGCUUAUGCUAUUGGGGUUGCCGGGUGGGCAACUGGUAUAAAGCUUGGAAAUGAAUCCAAGGUAGUUAAGUUUACUGGUCAUCGCAACAUUGGGAUUUCGCUAUUCGCUCUUGCAACAUUGCAGAUAUUUGCUCUGUUCUUGAGGCCGAAGAAGGACCACAAAUACCGAUUCUACUGGAAUAUCUACCAUCAUGGCGUUGGAUAUGCCAUACUCAUCCUUGGCAUCUUGAAUGUAUUUAAAGGUCUAAAUAUGUUGUUUCAGCACGAAGAUAAAUGGAAAACGAUUUACAUAAUUGUGAUUGCAGUCUUGGGUGGAAUUGCUGCAUUGCUAGAAUUAAUCACUUGGAUUGUAGUUUUGAGGAGGAAGAGCAAGUCCACCAAGCCGUAUGACGGAUACAAUGGACAAGGCAGGCAACAGCCAUUCGCUGCAUGA
Molecule: messenger RNA, 1209 nt
Organism: Dovyalis caffra
Lineage: Eukaryota; Viridiplantae; Streptophyta; Magnoliopsida; Malpighiales; Salicaceae
Source: the annotation of a GenBank genome assembly